AUGGACACAGAAAGUCCGGAAGCUCGCCAGGAAGCACAACCGGAUGAACAGCCGAAACCUGAGAUUGACGCCAUUAACGACUUAGCAGCUCUCGAAAAGGUGAGAUCUUGUUCAACUUAUGAGAAAAGAAGAAAACAGUGAGU
Molecule: messenger RNA, 143 nt
Organism: Strongylus vulgaris
Lineage: Eukaryota; Metazoa; Nematoda; Chromadorea; Rhabditida; Strongylidae
Source: the annotation of a GenBank genome assembly